GUGGCAGCCUCUCCUCCGAUAGCUGCGUGCACGAUUUCGGACGGUGCGUCCGGUGCUGGUGCGCGACCACCUCCACCUACCGCGCGUCCUCCGUGUCCUCCGCGAGCUCGGUUCCCGCUGGCGUCGUGGUGCUACGCCGAGCCGAGGCUGAAGCCGGCUCCAUAGUACCGCGGCAUCUGCUAAUCAAAUCGCACAUUCCUCAAUCGCGUCGCGUCGAUCCUCGAUCGGGCAGCGACGAUCGCAACACCUGGACCCGCGUCCAUGACAGUGGUGACGAGUGGUCCGCGACGAGGAGACGACCGGCCGACGGCUCCGGAUAAUUCGCGAGGAGCCGAGGAGCGAUCAGUCGUCUCAGCGCGCCGCUCAGUGCUGGAAAGCUUUAGUGCCGAGAGCAGGAAGCGGGAAACCUUCCAGCGCACCGCAGAUCGAUCGAUCGCGCGUCGAUCUGCCGCUGGAGGAUACGCCUUUUACAGCUCCGUACACCUUUGCGUCUCGUUUACCUCGAGCAAUAUUCGGAGCUGAACGAGUGAGUGAUUCCGGUUGAUUCCGGUAGGAACGUUUCUCUCGAGAACGACGACUCCACUCUCGCUUCAGCGCCGGAACUCGCUGAGGAACCACCGGCUCAGCUCAGCACCCCCGGCUUCAGCGUUUCCAGGUCCAAAGUGCGAAAUCUCGGGACGUGUCCUCUGCCGGAGCCGUAAGAGCCGAGAAGCGAUCGUCGAUCCCCGCGGUCGUGGUUGCUCGCACGAGCUCCAGCCAGAGCUACUCCACGGAGCAACUCCAUUUUUGGCGCUUCUGGUCGGACGCAGGAUGCGAGAGUACCGGGCCGGGCGAGGAGGAUCAGCGACGGUCACUGCGGAGUGUCAUCGAACGCGCACGUAGAGGCAGGCGGGACGGGGCCGAUGGGAAGGAAAAAACGGGCAGGACAACGUGGCGGGUCGAAGAUCGCGAUCAGCAGGCCGCGGAAUUCGGCGUUUCUUACCGGCCGACGGGGCUGACCGCAUACUCGAGCCGGAGCGGAGAUACUCGGUGGAGGAGAUCGGCAGACGAAGACUAGAUCGGCCGCGAUCCUCCGCGUUUUUCUCCGAUCGCCGGUCGGGACUCACGUCGGGAUCCUCGGCGCGAGAUUUACAUCGACACGCGCGCAAAAAGCGUCUCGCUACCGGGACUGCGAUAUCGAUGAGACUCGAGGGGGAUCGGAUUCCUCCGAUCGGCGAGGAACCCCCAGCGGUGUUAUCGGCCGCGAUCGAGUCCGCUCUCGGCGCUGGCUGAGAGAGAAUCUCAGCCUCUCUCGCGCGAGCAGCGUCUCGUCGAAGAUAUCUCCGGGCUGUGGGAGAGUGAUCGAAGACGCUGUCGCAGAGGGACAAUAAUCAGCGAAGGGCAGCGUGUGAGGAUUUCACCGUUUGAGGCUGAGAAGCCACGACGAUUUGCCAGGAGAGAGACUCCGCUAAGAAGCAGCACUGGAGUGGAAGAACGGCCGCAAGUCGGCGCACGUGUGCGCGCUGACUAAAUUUGCAAAAGGAGAAAAUUGCACUGGCCGCUUCGAGGCGCAAUCUCGUUCCGAGAAGACACGCGCCGCUUCUCGCGCGUAAACACCUUAUCACCCCGCGUAUUAUCGGUCGGACGUGGAAGAGAACGUUUUAUCAGCGCGCUUUAUCCGGAGAAGUGAGAAGAAGUGACAGAGCCGGACGAUAGAGAGCCGGGCGCGCGUGUCGAGCUGUGUCGAAGUCCUCCGAUUCGGCGGAUCUCCGUCCGGCAAGAUCGGCGCGAGAUCGGCGCUACGUUCUUCAAGGUUACGGUCGCGAUAAACCCGGUCUGGCGAGCGGCCCGAUAAGCGGCCGCGGCCCCGCUCGCCGAUCUCCGGACGCCGAUCGUCGACUGGAGUGCGCGGCUGGACGCGAACUCGAUUCGACGCGAGCUCGACCUCGUCGUACGUUUUCGCGGGUGUGGCGGAAGCGGUAGCAGGUGCGAGCUGAACAAGUGACACGCGACUCGCCGGCGAAGUGAACUUCUCGCGAUCGGACUACGGCCGUCGGACUGCGGAACGCGCUGCUCAGCCUUGCCCGUCGGCCUUGCGGCCUUGCGGGUGCGAGCGUUCUUGCCUGAGACUGCGAUCGGACGAAUCGAUCUUAGGAGGCUCGAGGAUCGAGCGGAGAAGGACGGAGAGCGACGAUCGAUCACCAGCUGACUUAGUCGGAAUAUGUGCGGAACUUCAAGAUCGGGACUUUGCUCAGAGACGCUCUUCACGUUCGACGUGCGGUGCCUCCGUUGUGUGUAACGACGUGUAUCGGUUGCUGCAGAAAGACAUGAGCGGAGUUUCGACGGCAACCUGGAGGGAAAAGUCGCGUCGCGACUGUGGAAUAGACGCGCUCGCCGGUUGCGAGGCACUCUGAUCAUAACAAAUCGUGGCGCGUGGCUCACGUGUUGGCGUCGCUGGGACUAUUCGCAGCCUACUCGAGUCUCGCGCAACUUCGAGCUCGUAGAGCGCGAGGAGAGAAGCUGCUCUUCGUGGCAGCUUCGUCGUUCACCCACGAGCAGCGGUCGACUGAACUCCGCGAAGAGGCGGCUCGCGCAACAGCAAGUGCAAGCCGCAAAUGAUUGAUGACUGUACGAGCGCUCGAUCGCUCGACGGAGUGUGAUCAGUAAUCGUUCAUCGGUUUGAUCACAGGGGCUGGCUCAGUGAGCACCCAGCGAGUAUCGAGUCGCGACGUUGGGUCAUCCACUUGAACGUGGAACUCGCGUGGGUCGUGGGAGGAAGUUGACUGAAUGCCUGCUCGGCGAGAGCAGGUGCGCGCGAGGAAUUUCCUUCCACGUCGGACUGUGUCGCGCUCGUCGAAGCCGAGCGACGGUCCGCGAGAGCGUCGACUGCGGUACUCCUACUUCGCGGUGCAGCCUGCAGAUAAUACGAAACCGCUCCACAGUUGCGAUCUCACCUCAACGAGGAAAGUGCCUUGAUGCACGAGCAGGCUCGGCGCGCGAAAGCUGGCCGCUGCUGGCGCACCCGAGCAACGAUAACGUAGCCACCACGCGCGACCCCUCCAAAGGCGAAUCGCCUGCAGCACGCGUCUUCGUCAGACCUGGCAGUGACGGCUCGGGAAGGCCUCCGAGUACCACGAGCCACGACGAUUCCUCGCCCGACCGGCGAGCGCGGGGAGAAGAUGCGACACGCAUGAGUCAUCUCUCGUGCACUUCCGAGCCAGCAACUCGCCCCCAUCGAGAUCCGCGUCCGCGGAGGUCUCUCCCGUGCGACUCGCAGCGUCCCCGAGAAGGUAGAUCGCCGCUGCCCACGGCGAGAUAGUCGCGCGAGGGCAGCGACGACUCCGGUCGAGCCGGAUUGCUCCUGACGCGGUUGCUCGAGCUCGCCCUUAGACUGGAGCUGUACUUGCCGUACGCACCACUGCCGGGGGGCGGCGGUAUCCUCCCGGCGGUGAGCGGCAGCGGUUCCGGUGGCUGUCGUCCGGUGCUGCUGGGUAGCGUCGACCUGUCCAUGUCGGCGGCGGUGCAGCCGCCGGUCGCGACGCUACCGAGCCUGACCAGCAGCGGCCCGAUCGCGGCCCACAAUUCCCUGCACCACACGUCCGGCGGCCUGGCCCUGCCGCUCGGUGCAGCGGGCCCCCCGGUGAUGAUGCCGCGACCACCGCCGGGUGCCAUGCCGCCACUGGGGCCGACCUUGCCGUCGACCCAUCAGGACGAAGACCUGGCCGACGCGGCGCCCAACCAGGACGUCCUGCUGGCGCUCCUCGCGAGGAACAAGAAUUUGGAAGAACGAGGGAUCAAAACACCAAGCCGUUUUACUAUCAAGGAAGAACCCUCGAUACCAAAGUGCGGGGGAUGCCAGGAAGUGAUUUUGGACAAGUACGUUUUAAGGGUGCUCGAGAGGUGUUGGCACGCAAGAUGCCUCACGUGUCGGGAUUGCGGUGCCAGGCUGACCGACAAGUGUUUCGCGAGGAACGGCCAUGUGUUCUGCAGGGAGGACUUCUUCAAGCGUUUCGGGACGAAAUGCGCGGGCUGCAGCCAAGGACUGUCGCCUUCGCAGGUGGUAAGAAGGGCGCAGGAGUUGGUUUACCACCUGACGUGCUUCUCGUGCGCCCUUUGCUCUCGCCAACUGGACACCGGCGACGAGUUUUAUCUCAUGGAAGAUAGGAAGCUCGUCUGCAAGCCCGAUUACGAGCAGGCGAAGGCGAAAGAAUUAGCGGACGGGGGAAGCAUAGACGGUGAUCAGCCCAACAAGAGGCCGCGAACGACGAUCACGGCGAAGCAGCUCGAGACUCUCAAGCUGGCAUACAACACCAGUCCGAAACCGGCGAGGCACGUGCGAGAACAGCUGUCUCAGGACACCGGCCUCGAUAUGCGCGUCGUUCAAGUCUGGUUUCAAAAUAGGAGGGCGAAAGAGAAGAGGCUGAAGAAAGACGCUGGUCGGACAAGGUGGUCGCAAUACUUUCGCAGUAUGAAGGGCACCGGUGCUGGCGGUCACUCGCCCAGGCACGACAAGCUUCUCGACAAAGACGAGUUGAAGGUAGACUUGGACUCCACCUUUGGUCAUCACGACUUGAGCAACGACAGCUACGGCACGGUGGUAAACAUGGGCCUGGACGGCGAAGGCGCGAGUCCAGGCGGUGGUGGUAACGGAGCCGGGGGUGGGCCGCCCCGCGGUUAUCUGGGUGCGACGACACCUCCGUACCUGUCAACGUCCAGAUCGCCGUCCUUACCACCUCAGUUCCCGUACCCGCCCGACGCCGGCCUCUCGGUGUACACCACCCUCGGAGGGCCGGGCGGCAUGGUGCCAGGACCAGCGUCGGAUCUCAGCAACGAGUCCAGCGGCGGCGGCGGCGGCGGCGGCGGCGGUGGCGGCGGCGGCGGAGGCGGCGGCGGCGGCGGUGGUAGCGGCGGUGGCGGCGGUUACCCCGACUUCCCGCCGUCGCCGGACUCCUGGCUCGGCGAGCCGCCACCCCCGCACGCUCACCACCAUUCGCACUCCCACUCCCAUUACGCCACAUAACCCGCCAAAACCGCGCGCCGCCAAAUACCGUAUAGAAUAACGUGCUACCGGCGCGGAGCGUGCACCUGACGCCGGCGACCUGGCUCGUCGUCGUCGUCGCCGUCGUCAUCGCCGUCGUCGUCUUCUUCCUCCGAAGAGAAAAGCGCGACGCGCUAGUAACCGCUCCACUUUCCGCUGAGCACUGGGGAGGGGGCGGGGGCUGGGGGGUGGUCACCUUGGACGACCCUGGGCCGUGUCUCGCGAUGUCCGCGGGUUGUCCCCGUGCGAGAGGAUCCGUUCCUCGGGAGAGGAAUCCCCGUCCUUUUCUCCCGACGCGUCGGUCUCGCGCGACCUUGCCUGUCGUCCACGCGCGUCGCGUGGCGCACCAGCGACGCAGGCAUCGAUAAUUAUGCAUCGAUUAAUGAUAUUAUGAAAUGAUAUUACGGCGACGCUUCUCUCGGAAGCGCGCGACACGGGACGCGUCGGUCGGUAUCUUUUUCUUAAUUCGAGCGACCGUCGUUUAUUUAAUUUCGAUUGAGAAGAAGAUCUUGAUAUCUCCCCGCGUCUUUCGUUCAAACGCCGCGCAACGCCGCAAACGAUGACUUAUACGUUACUUCAGCAUUCCGCUAUUUCGAAGAGCACGCGAGACGACACGUCGCGAGAAGGGUACGGGAGAUCGCUCUCGGUGAAGACGGCGCCCGGCGUCUUCGACGUCGGCGACGAAUCGCGUCCGACAUCGACGUCUCAUACGGCUUGUGUGUGUGUGUGUGUGUGUGUGUGUGUGUGUGUGCGUGUGUGUGUGUGUGUGUGUGUGCCUGUAAUGUACGAAGUUAUUCUAUACCGGUAUUUUACACCGUCCCUCUCGAUCUCUCGUCAUCCACGCGGCCGCCCGUCUCGACGCCGCGUUACGUCACACUUAAUGACACACGUACGAUUCGCAUUCGAUACUACGGCUAAUCUAAAUAUAUUUAUGUACAAGUUCCUCGUUUCUCUCGGUAUUACGGAGUUUAAUUGUCGAAUAAUAAAAUAGAAGGUAGUGUUAAACGUGCCCCGGACUGUUCGAUACGCGGAUAUCGCGAUUCGUCCUGACAGGAUUGCGAGCGGAACUCGGAGCGGACUACCAACUGUAGAUCAAUGUUGCUUUGACUCGCGCGGUUUUGCACAGUUUUCACGAAAGCGUCCUUGUGAGUGUUACAAGGAUGUCCUGAGAGAGCGUCCCGAGACUCUGUUCUGAACAGUCGAUUAUAAAUAUUGAUUUCUCACGCGUGAACUCGCGCGAGAAAGGCAAACAUUUUCUGACCCGGAAGCAUUUGGAAGCAUGUUCGCUCUUCGUGAAUUUACGCCGAUUUACGGGAGGGAAGACUCAGGAUUGUGUCUCCUUGGACGCGUAUUCAAUCGCAAAUGCAUCUUUCGAUGUUUCCUUCUGCGGUAAGAUUUAUUCACAAGAUAUAGAAGGCAGAGGGGAGAGAGACCUACGGUUUUCGAUUAACGGGUGAUUUUAAAGUCGCAAAGUUCGUCGGACAAGUUCCGCCUCGCAUCGUCACGACGAAGACGAUUCCCCCGUAUGAUACAUACCGCAGCUUGAGCCCGAUUUCCACGAAACAAGUUCUCGCUAAGGACGUCAAGGACGAUAAUUGGCACAGGUCCAGCGUCAGUUUCAGCGUGUCUAUUACUCGCGGGAGGAGCGGAACACGCGAGGAAAUUCGAAUCGUCGAUCGAGUCGAAUUUCCCUCGUCCUUUCAUUGUGUAUAGAGGCCUUGUACGUAAUAUCUCCUUUCUGUCUAUUCAGAUUCUCGAGGACGUCGAGAUAGAACACCGCGCGUGUGUGUGCGUGCGUGCGUGCGUGCGUGCGUACGUGCGUGUGUGAGUGUAUGCGUGUGCGUAUGUAAUCUGAAUUCUUAGCAAGAUUUUCAUCUUAUCGGAUUGUCCGGUCGGUUGUUGGCGAAAGUCGGAUACUUGGAGCCUGAAAAUCGGGCGUGCGUUGGCGCGAUCUACCUUGCUUGCGUGUGACGCUCUCUCUAGAACCUUGAGAUAU
Harpegnathos saltator (Jerdon's jumping ant) is the source of this 7013-nucleotide messenger RNA. It is a transcript of the gene Lim3, whose product is annotated as Lim3 homeobox protein. NCBI's taxonomy places the organism in Eukaryota, Metazoa, Arthropoda, Insecta, Hymenoptera, Formicidae. The record is from RefSeq and is a predicted model, not a curated record. The transcript is spliced from 8 exons. The coding region runs from base 3488 to 4999 and encodes 503 amino acids. Gene Ontology annotation, cellular component: nucleus. Gene Ontology annotation, biological process: regulation of transcription by RNA polymerase II; neuron differentiation. Gene Ontology annotation, molecular function: RNA polymerase II transcription regulatory region sequence-specific DNA binding; zinc ion binding; DNA-binding transcription factor activity, RNA polymerase II-specific.